Rotaria sp. Silwood1 is the source of this 4335-nucleotide messenger RNA. The record is from the annotation of a GenBank genome assembly. Lineage: Eukaryota; Metazoa; Rotifera; Eurotatoria; Philodinida; Philodinidae.
AUGAGACCAGGCCUGCGCCAUCCACUGCCGGUUCCACCACUUCGACCACCCCAGCGUCUCAUGCCGGCACCGAAUGAUGGCGGUGUUUUUUUCGGGGGUCGUGAUUACGUUCGUCGACAACAACAACAACAACAACCGCCACCACAACAAAAUUAUCCACCACAAAAACCAUUAUUACCACCAGGUACACCACCACAUCAAUGGCAAAAUAAUCCAAAUUAUCGUCCUGGUCCUUUACCAUUACUACGUCCUAAUGGUCCAUGGCAUCCACAUGGUAAUACAUAUCAUUCACCAUCGCCUCCACCAUUAUUGCCACCUCAUCAUCCGCAAUUCAAUCCAAAUUCUCAAACUCCAAUAACUUAUGUACCACCAAAUUCUACAACAUAUGAAUUAAUGCGUAUUGCUAAUGCUGAUCAAAUUCCAUUUCUUGAACCACAUGAAGAUGAAGAUAAACUUGUUCGACAACAUCUUUCAUCAAAUAGUAAUAAUGAUGAAUCUCUUAUAAUAAAUACAUUAUCACCAUCAAAAACACAUAAACGUCGUCGACAACAACAACAACAACAACAACAUGAAAAUAAUCGAAAUAUGAUUUCUUAUCAAGAUCUUGAUCGUCCAGAUGAACAACGUGAUCCAUCAUUUGAUAAUCGUCUUGUACCAAAACCAAAUAAAACAAAUCAUUUACCAUCGGAUAAAACAAAUAAUCAAAUACCAAUAAAAUUUUCUAAAGAUAAAGAUCAUGCACUUAAAUUAGAACUUGAUCGUAUUAAAAAAGCAGGUGCACAAGAAAGAGAAAAAUUACGAGCACAAAGACAAGCAGCUGCUGAAAAAGAAAAAGAAGCACAAAUGAAAAGAAACAGUGCAAAAACCGGUGAUAAUGAUAAACGUGAAGAUGGUGAACUUGGUGAUAGUUCAGAUGAUGAAAAUAUAAAAUUAACAUCACCAAUUGAACCAAAACGUUUAAAAAAAAUUGUUGAUAAUCUUGCUUUAAAUCCAUCAAAAUCAACAAUAUUAUUUCGUUCAAAAACACCACCAUCAGAAAGUAUUAUUGAUAUGAGUGUUAUGAAAUUAAUACGUCCUAUUAAAUUAUUUCAUCUUGAUGAUGAUAAUAAUAAUUCAUAUCGUGAAUAUUUAACAACAAAUUUUGGUCGUGUACGUGUUCAUUGUCAUAAACCACAACCAAAUUUUUUUUCAAAUGUUAGUUGUAUUGAAGAAAUAAAACGUCGUUUACGUUUAAAUAAUAAUAUAUCAUCAUCAUUAUUAUAUCGUCAUUUAAUUGAUGAUAAUGAUCAAGAUUAUUUAACAACAUUACAAACACAUGUUGAAACUGAAGAUGGAGAAAUUGAAAGUGAUGAUGAAAAUACAAUAGAUUUAAAUGGUAAAUUAACUAAACAUAUGUUAUCCGAUGAUGAUAAUGAUAAACAAAUAAGAAAAAAAACAAAAUUAAAUGAUGAUGGAUUAAAAGAUAUAACAAAAUCAUCCUUAAAUGAAAAACCUUGGAUGACAAAUGAACUUCGACAAUUAAUAAAACAAAGAAAUAAAUUACAAGCACAAAUACUUAAUGGUGAAACAAAUGCUGAAAUUGAAAAAAAAUUUAAAAAAAUGAGAAAUAAAAUAAGUAAACAUGCUAAAACACUUAAAGCUAAAUAUGAAAAUUCUAUAUCAAACUCUUCAGAACCAUCUUUAGCACCGUCAUCUACAUCUCAACAACAAUCAUCAUCAACAACAACAUCAUCAUCAUCAUCUGCAACUUCAGCAGCAGCAGCUAAUCAUCCAUUAUCAACAAUACUUGAUCCAGCUCUUGUUAUGGCAAUGCUUGUUAAUCCAAGUCUUUAUUCUCAUGUUCAACAACAAGUACUUUCAAAUCCAAAUUUUAUGCAAGCUUAUCAACAUAUAUUUGCUGAAGGAAAUCAAACAACAUCAUCGAAUUCAACAAAUUCUCUUCCGCCAAAAGUUGCAAGUGAAACACAAGUUGUUCCAUCAACAACAACGGUUGAUGGUUUAAAUAAACAAGGAACAACAACAUCGAAAGCAACUAAAGAACAACAACAACAACAACAACAAAAUAUUUCAUCAACAAGAUUUCGUCCAGUGUUAACACAAGCAACAAAACCAAUACAAUUAAGUUCACUUGAAUCUGAUUAUGAUAAUGAACAACGAAAUAAAUCUAAAACACGUUUGACAUCAUCCGAUACACCAUUAACUGAAAGUCAACAACAAGAUAUUGCUUUAACACAAGAAUUAAUUCGUCGUCAAUUAGCAUUAACACAACAACAACGGAAUCAACGUAAUCCUCAUUCAACUAGUCAAUUAUCAUUAUCAACACCGUUAAGUCGUCAUAUACCAUUAACAACUGAACAAAUGCAAGAAAUUUUAACACGUGCAAAAAAUUAUGUUACAAGACAACAAAGUGAUGAAAUCACAGAUUCAUCUAAUAAUCAACCACGUUUAUCAUAUAAUACUCGACGUUUACAAGCUGCACUUGCUGCAUCAGCUUCAUCAGCUACACCACAAACAGCACAUACUAUUGGACAAGCUGCUGCUGCUGCUAUUGCUGCUGUAUCUGCUCGACCAUCAUCAUCAUCAUCAUCAUCAUUAUCAUCAUCAACAACAACAACAGCACCAACAACAACCACAACAAUAACAUCAACAUCUGCAUCAAUAACAAUACCAAAAACAACACCAUCAUCAUCAUCAUCAUCAGUAUCAAAUUCACUUGUUACACCAAUCACACCAAUGCCACCAUCAUCUCAACAACAUCCUAUUCGUAUUCAACUCGAUCAAAAAUCGAAAACACUUUCAUCAAUUAGUAAUAAUCAAUCAUUACCUAUACCAACAAUUAAUCAACAAAAAAUUAUGCCUUUAGUCGAUAUUAAUCCUUCACCACCUCCACAUAUGUAUCCACCACCAUCAAAUUGGCAGCGUCCUCCUCAUCUACCUGUACAACAUUAUCCAAUGCCACCACAUCAACAACAAUAUCCACCAUAUGAUAAUCCUCAUACACCACCUUAUUAUGGUCCACGAACAAAUUAUCCGCCGGAUAUGCGUCCACCGCCGCCACCACCACCAGCAUCAUAUGGUCCUCUUCCACCACGACAUCUUUCUCAACCGCCAAGAUUUAAUGGACCAUUACCUCCACCUGGACCAUAUGGUUAUGGUCAUCCACCACAGAACUAUGGACCACCACCACCUCACCCUCAUUAUGCAUGUCCACCACGAUCAAAACCCAAAAUACAUCCACCACGAAAAACACCCGAUCGAAUAACUUCUCGUGUCUUCAGUAUAUGUCAAUCUGCGGUAAUGAAUAAUCAUACAGCACAACGUCCAGUUCGAUUAAAUAAUCUUAAAAAUCAUACAGCAUUGACAAGCUCAAAAGAGAAUGUUGAUAAUGCAUAUCGUACAAUGAUUGAAUUUACUGAAACAUUUAAACGAGAAUCAACUAAUGAUGGAAAUCCGAUUGAAAUGCCAAUGCCAAAACGUAUUCGUUCUUCAUCUCCUACAUCAACAUACGAACAACAUUCAUCUCCAUCAGCUAUAUCACGUUAUAUAAGUCAUGAUAGUUAUUUAAAAUUUAUUCCACCAUCAUCAUCGUCAUCAUCAUCAUCUGAUCAAUGUAUAACAACCAAUAAUAAUGCUAAUAUUGAUACAGAUAUUAUUGAUGAAGCACUUUGGGAUGAUUGGGAUUUACCAUCGACAACAAGUAAAAAAACACCUAGUAAAAUUCGAACAAUGUCAUCACCAGCUGUACAUUCACGAACAAAGAAAAUUACAGAUACAACAACAAUUGUUAAUGUACUUGAAUCAACGAAUGCUGCGCAGAAAUCUGUUUCUUUACCACCAGUUACUUCUACUAUUGUUUGGGAUGAUGAUGAUGCUGAUUUUGAACAAUUAUUAAGUCAAUUUCCAACUGAAUUACCAUCAGAAAAAACACUCGAAGAUAAUGAUUCAAUAUUAAUGACAACAUCAAGUAUCGAUGAUGAUAAUUUAACACGUCUUGAUGCUACACGUCGAUCAUCAGCUAUAUUAACAAAAGAAAAUCAAUCAUUAGUUCAUAAUGCAACAAAAAUUGAACUAUCUAGUCAACCAAAUCUUAAUCAAAAUCGAUUAUCAAAUUCAACUUUACAACGAGCACAUACUGGACCAUUAUCAUCACCGAUAGCUAGUAAAAAUACAAUAAAAAUAAAUUCACCAAGAGUUCGAUAUGAUUCAGCUAGUGUAAAUAAAAAUAAAACACAAUGUACUGAAGCUGAAAUCGAACAAAAACGUUUAGCUGCUCUUGCUAUUCGACGUCAACGUGAGCAAGAGCAACAACAACAGCAACAACAGAAAAAACGUUAA